Porites lobata is the source of this 7495-nucleotide messenger RNA. The record is from the annotation of a GenBank genome assembly. NCBI's taxonomy places the organism in Eukaryota, Metazoa, Cnidaria, Anthozoa, Scleractinia, Poritidae.
AAGAGAGCAUAUCGAUUUACAGGGUUUAUUUUGAGUCAGUCACCGAACACAAUUGUUCGUAAGAUGGAGUCAAUUCUCUCCAUGAUUUCUAAUUUCCUAAGCCUCGGAAAUAUUCUCCUUUUGUUGCUUCUACUGUUCAUUUUACAUUACCUGAUGAUCCUCUACGAAUUCAGAAACAUGCCUCCGGGUCCUCGCUUCACGUCUCUACCCAUAUUAGGAAACGUCCUUUCUCUCGACCUCAAGGCGAAGAAACUUAACGAUGCUUUUCAAAGGUAAAAUAUUUGUGGUCUUUUUUUUUUCGUCGAUGAUUUCUUGAAACAGACCGCCAAGCUUGAGGAUUUAGAAUUUCCACUUACUACAUCACAUUUACUGCCGCCCUUUUAUGUUUAGUUUUUUUAUAUCGUCAUGAAGACACAGUGAGCUCUACAUUCACCGAUGUUAGCGGCUGUUUUAUUAGUAGUUUUUAAAAGUGUGUAAAGAACAGCGAACUCUACUGUACAUUCGCCGAUCAUGAAAUAUUAUUACGUUACAUGUCAUUGAAUAAAGCAUAAAGCAUGUUUGUCCAUCUUCGCAGAGUCUGUACAAAGACUUAUUUCUUUCUGUUUAAUGCAACACACGCCUUUUGGAGGUCUAAAUUUCGGAUUAGGAUAAAGAGGAACUGUCCGACGAAAACAGGAACCUUGAGAACUCGUACACAAGUUCAUCUCAUAGCCUCAUUGGCAAGAGGGUAAAUAAGCGGCGAAGCUUUGAGAUCGCAAAGCUUCAACGGGAGCUUCAAAUGACAACUUGAGAGAAAUAGAGUACUAAGGCAAGUUACUUACUACUUCAAGGUUUGAUGACUUAGCAUCCUAGAGCCUACAUUUGUUCUGAAUGUGGCCCGGAGUUUUUGCUUUUGCUUUUAUCAGUAUCAUUAAAUUUGUGCGUGAUCGAGUGUUACAGUAUGUCUCUCCAGAUUGCUGUGUCUCCGCCUAUUCAAAAAGCACGAUUGAUGUUAGUUUCGAUAAACUUUGAAAGUUCACAGCUAGCUUUAACAUGCAUACCUUUUUAUUGUGGUGUAAACUAAAACCCUUACGAAACUUACGAAACCUGUACGAAACAUUUAAUCCCUCUGUUGCAGCGCUGCAGAAUGACUUCAAGAACCGCUGUAAAUGAGCUGUAAAAUGGCUAGGCAGCGGCAGUUGCAAAUUUGAGCUGUUGAGCGCUGUCAUGGAAAGCGUUUUGACAGUGGUGAACAGCGCCGUUGCGGCGGUACAGAACUUUCCCGAAUCACGAUCUAGGCUGCAAUAUGGCUGCAGAGAUGCUUCGAAAAGAGAAACAAUGUUUAUUACCGGUCAUGGCAUAGCACUCGUUAGUUAAGAGAAAGUAAUGCAAAUCAAUUUCCAUUGUAAAUAAGAGAAAAAAUUUAAAAUGGCAAAACAGGCUUUUAUUGUCAUUAUGACUGUAAAAACUUCACUAUAUUAAAAGAGACAUCGCAAAUAUAAUACACGGUCUUCUAAAACACCAUAACCAACUAAUAAAAAUACUAUAGAAAAAUUGACAAGGUUCAAAAACUGUAGAAAAACUAACAAGGUAUAGCAGCAGAACAGCUUUUAACAACAGAAAGUCAAAAUGUAGUUGCUUUUUACAUAUGGUUUGUUAUCCAGGCGUUGCAAACGCGCAAGGUACAAUAAAGAUAACGAUAAAUAAAUCUGCAACCCGUCAUCGAGCAACAGUCUGGCCUUGUAAAUAUUCUACAGCCACAGUCAUUCAUCUAAAUGUCAGAACAGCUAUACAAAGCAUGCAGACAUUGUUUUUCAAAGAAUAUUACACUGCCAUCAUGUUCUGUAUCAGAACAGUUCAUACCAACGACAGUUGGGAAAGUGAUAGCUUAAAUUGACCUUAACCGCUCAAAACACGUAAACUUGACAUUGCUCACUUCUCCCACAAUCCAUGAUCUUCUACAUUUUCUUACGAAAGAAAUCAACCCAUAAUUUGUUCGGAGUUCGUUAACAUUUUCCCAGUGAAUUAAAUAACGUUGCUAUGUACAUUGGCAAAGAAUCUUGUGAAAUUCUUAUAUCUCACCGUAGUAUCUGUCCGGUAUCUGUCGCUUGCUCUGGCUCGCUUGGUCGACGCAUAGCGUAGUAGUCUCUGUACAAUGCAUUGUUAUACCAAUACUUUUUAACUGUUCGAUCAACAAACAUCAGCAGAACUCCUAUCUAGCCACAGAACUGGAUACAGAAAACUUAUGUUUCGGCCUUUCAUUUUACGGUCGCGAAUGUUUUUCUAGAGAUAAAUCUAGUGCAAUCUAAUGAAAAAGUGCCGUCCGUUCAAUUUAAAGGUUUAUUUUAAGUGAUCUUCUACAUGAACAGGCUGCAUCACAUUUCUUAGAGGUACUAUCAAAGUGUUCUCGUUACAAGAGCCGUUUACAUCAGAGGUAAAACUAGCUUUUCUAGCGAUUCAUAUUGUGCUCGAGAAGGCUGUGGCCGGACGAUCAGAUCAAACGUGUGUCGACCAUAAUUUAUGAUCAUCUCUGUUAACCUGAAUUCAAAUUUGACCUUUAACAUAAUUAAUGCGUCUUAUUCCUCACGGGUAGUGACAGAGAGUCUUCAAGGUAUUUCUUUUGCGUUGAUCUUCCAGAAGGAUCCGUAGGGGAUACCAGUGUGUUUUUUCAACAAAUGUAAAAUUUGGAAAAAAAAAAAGAAUUAUCUUACAUCUAAGUGUUUCAAUUUUUUUUUCAGUCUCAAAGGAAAUUAUGGCCGCGUAUUCUCUAUGAAAGUUGGAAGUUACAAGUUCGUUAUGGCUUCAACUCCUGAUGCUGUUAAAGAGGUGCUCGUAAAGAAGUCUGCUGAUUAUGCUGGGAGACAACAAGAACACGCUACAUUGCAAGCAUCCCUUGGUAGGUUAUUGUAAUUUUGCGCGAUUUAUCUUCUAUGUACCAAUUCAGUACGUACAGAAACUCAUAAAGGGUUGAAACGUGUAAGUCUCAUAUGUUUGCUUUGUCCGAUGCUCGUGAUUAUUCAUUUUCGAAAGUACCAUAUUUGGAACGAGAAGAAGAGAUAACUGACCAAUCAAAUUUCCUAAACAACGUGACGUAAUUUUACUUCAGGUUCCCGCGGCCGCUUAAAAAAAUGGCCUACAAAGAGGGGAAAAACUCCCGAAAGCCGAGAAAGCUCUCAAAGGUUGAAACCAGGAAUCUUACCGAAACACUGAGCAGGAUAUUAUUGCCUUGCCACCCGGGCCAAACGUAACAUUAUGAAACCCAUUGACGUCCUCGCAACUUCUUGAAGUUGUCACUUCAAAAAACGAUGCCUCGUUGACCCUCUGCACAGUAAACUUAUAAUGCAAAUAGGCUUUUAAAAUUCUUAUAUUAAAAGUCUAGAAUAAACAGUAAAAAAUAUUUUCGAAAAAAAUCAUUAGCUGUUUAUCGAAAAGUGUCCAAAACCUGAACCUGACAUCGUUGCAAAAAGUGAUGCGUGUAAUGAAUGUGAGAUGCAUUUAAGCUUAAAUUCAGCUUGGAUGUUGUAGUCACCAUCGUGUUUUGAGCUAAUUUUAUUAAUGAACAAACUCAAAACAAUAGACAGAGAAGCCGUUUCUUGAAAAUUUUUUAUUAAAAAUCGAAAUUUAAUCCUUUAAAGCAAUUCGGAAAACACAAAAUCCAUCUCAAAUCGGGGCACAUUUUGUAAUUUUCCUUUAGCGCCGAAGAGAAAAAUUUAUAAAAUGUCUAUGAAACAUUUAAAAAUACAUAAAUUCCCUUCCAAAAACGUAAUUUUCUUGGCCAUAGAGUGCAAAAUGUACCCGAAAAUUCAGCAAAAACUUCACUGCCUUGGUUGCAUUUCAAAGCAGACCAGCGCUCCGUCGUGAGGGAAACAAGGUCGAAUUCCUCGAAGAACGAUUUCUUGAUGAAAAGCUUCCCUUUCUGCACAAAAAGAAAGCUGAGCAUUCUUUUGGACUUUCUCUUUCCUUUUUUUGUCUUUUAACGGUGUAUUUUUAACCCCGAAAUGCAGAACUCUUGUCUUAAAACAUCUGCAUGGUGAUCGCGCGGCAGCCAUUUUGUUGAAAAUGGAUAUCUGUCACUAAGGUUUCCAAAUAUGGUAAAAAAGAAUAUUCACGAGCAUUGAACACGAGUUACACGUUUCAACUCCUUAUGAGUUUCUGGUACGUUUCAGUUUGUUGUUGUAACACUAUACACAUAAUGUCAAGUCCCGAGGGAAGCAGUUUUGUUCUCCCUUGACUCCCGUUAUUUCGUCGAGGGAAAACAAAACUAACUACUUUCCGAGGGACCCAAAAUAAACUGUUCUGUGUGUCGAAUUCCCGGAGCGAAUGGGUUAAAAUAGAUAAAGGGUUUCGUUUAUCGUUUGUCUCAAGAUUGUCACCUAGAUCUUAAUCGCGACGUUUCGACCGCGUACUGUAGGUCUCCAUUAGGCGUGUGCAUGUAGUGUCGAUAUACUGAGUAGGAUUGUUUGUACCACCAUGGUUGUUAGUGAUUGGUGUGUCAUGAACCUCGCUUAUUGUUGGUGGAUUUCGAUCCAAAACAUUGUCAGCAUCACUAGAGGGGAAACUGUUCCCUCAGCAGUCCGCUGCGGUAGCAAUCGGCUGCUAUUUUGUCUGAUCGCAGCAUCCACUCUUCAGGAAUCUCAAUUCCAGUGUCCCUAUUGAUGUUGUUAGGGUGAGGCCUUAUGUGAAUAACCUCGUUAACUCUGCGAGAGUACCAUUGAUGCUCUCGGUCAAUAAACUUAACCCUUCCUAGAGCCGAUAAUGCCAGGUCUUAUGGGCGUGUUCAGAAACGGCUGAAGUUUGUAUUCGUGAAAGGCGUAUAUCCCUAUCGUGCUCCUUAAUCAUGCAUGCACCUUCCCGUUUUGCCAAUGUAUACUUUUCUGGUGUUUUCACCUCUUGUUUUCCUCAAGCGGCUGCCAUUAAAACACGGAUAAACUCAACUUUACUAGGAAUAUUACAAUACAUUACAAAAGCAAGAAAAAAUAGAAAAACAAAUUACAUAAAUCAUAAAAGGUGAAAUGUGAACAGUGAGCAAAGUAGCCUAGGCUUUCGAGUUAGUCACUGCCCUCUGCAACCAACUGGCGUAGAUACCGCCAUCAUUAUAGCGGAGCUCCCGCGCGCGAAGCGCGCGUGGCGGAGCCCCAUUGCUAAAAUAAAUUGGUAACCUAUGAAAGCAAGAAUAUUUGGUUAUGACGUAGCAUACGAACGCCGACUGUCUGUAUGCCAACUUCAUGUAAGCUAAUGCCAAAUGUUAGGUUAUUUUGGCGGGAAAGCGUAUGGUCGCCCGCGUCUUGUGAAGCAGAGACAACUUAAGAGUCAAUAAAGACGAAAACGGAAAGCGGAAAUUGUUUCUGCAUCCUGUUGUCUAAAGUAGUAAGUUAAGAUUAAUUGUCAUGUCCACAAAUUUGGAAAACAGAGAAAGAGAAAGACAGAGAAAAAGAGAAAGUGAGGCGACAGGCCAGCGAAGCUGAACGAGAAAAAGAGCUAGAGCGAGAUAGAAAAAACAAAGGUGACAUUUUUUGUUGGAGGAUCAACAUUAAAUUUUGUAGCGGCGGUGAGAAAAUGAGAAAUGCUAGCGGCCACCUGGGUGAAAAUGAGCGACGGUGGCAAAAAAGUGAACAACAACAUGGACGACAUUUCCUCCAUAAAACGUGUAACCAGGAAGCUUCUGGAAGUUUUACGUUCUGGUCGUGCAAAACAACGGCAAAGAAAUGUACAACAAAGUGUGCUGCAUGUGCAAAGUUGUUUUUUUUGCUAAUUAGACCUAUUUUUGGUUUUUGACCGUUCUCGUUGCCUUCGCCGUUGGCGUUACACGAUUUUACAUUCUGUUUGAGCAAACUAUAAAUAUUAAAGGGAGCUUCGCUUUUAGCCCUGGCUAAAUCUAUGUAUUUAGCAUUUGAAGACUGCGCUUGAUACAUGGUAGUUCGUAUGAGGAGAUGCACUGAACUACUGUUCUAGAGCGUUCUUCUCUCAAGUAACCUUGAAUAUUUUUUAGAGGUACUUGUAUUAAGUCACUGUCCAUGUUCCUCCAUAUCCUUACAGCUUCUGUAUUCACGGGAGCGAAUCCACAAAAUUCAGAAAGGGCGGGGACACUUGGCAGAUAUAUAUAUAUGUAUAGAUACUAUCCAAUCUCAUACUUAACACUGUCAACCGUUUGCUAAGGAUAAUUCAUCUCUCCAGCAACAACCGUUGGUAAUUAGCCCUGAAAGCUUAGUAUUGCAAAAAUAACUGAGUAAGUAUGACGAGUCAUAGCGGUUUUUAUUCACAUCACGUCUUUUUUUACUUUUUAGUGAUGUAUGGAUGCUAGGAAAAAGGACACGACUGUUGAUUACACUAUUUUUGAAUUUCAGGAGGUAAAGAUAUUAUUUUUGGUAACUAUGGACCUGCCUGGAAGCUUCAUCGCAAGCUCUUUACAACAGCUCUUCGCCAGUACCUCUCCGACAUCCCUCUGAUUGAAAGGCGCGUUAAUACACAAGCCGAAAAACUGGUUCUCUUCAUGGAGGAACACAAAGGACAACCCUUUGAUCCUGCAGAUUGCUUAAUGCGUGCUGUGGCCGAUGUCAUUUGUGGCAUCACCUUUGGAGAAGGUUACGACACAAGCAAUCCGGAUUUGAACAAGCUUUUGAAACUAAACUCAGACUUGAUGGCAAAUGUUGCUGAUGCGCAACUGGCGAGAAUGUUAGAUUUUUUCCCCUUGGCAAAGUACUUACCCAUUAAGGCUUACGAUAGUUUUCUGGGCCCCUUUCCUAAAAUACAUAGCAUAAUUCGCAAAUUUCUAAAUGAACGGAAAAAGACUUUUGAUCCAGUGCAACCUGUAAAAGAUUUGAUCGCAGGUCUCCUUCACGCCAAACUUGAGGCUGAGGGUGAGAGCAAUGAGGAUAGAACCGCCUUCCUCACUGAUGACUACUUUACCAACACGAUUGAAGAUAUGUUUUCGGCAGGCUAUGAAACCACAAGCACAACAAUGAAAUGGGUGCUAGCACUCUUGGUCAACUAUCCACAGUACCAAGAAGCCAUUCAGCGACAGUUAGAUGGAGUAAUUGGUGACCAGACUCCUUCUUUGGAACACCGGUCUCGUCUGCCCCUCAUCCAAGCGACCAUUAUGGAAACCUUACGAGUUGGAAACGUGGUACCACUUGCAGUUCCUCAUCUCACCCUCACAGAUACAACCAUCUGUGGAUACAGAGUUCCUAGAGAUACCAUAGUCUUUGUUGAUACAGAAUCCGUUCAUUUGGAUCCCAAAUGCUGGGAAGAUCCCACCUUAUUUAACCCUUACCGGCACAUUGACCAAGACGGACAGUUGAUCACCAAUCAAGGUAAUUUCUUCCCUUUUGGAGCUGGACGCCGGGUUUGUGCUGGGGAACCUCUGGCGAAGGUUGAGCUGUUUUUGUUCCUGUCGUGGAUGCUUCAGAAGUUCACUUUCCUUGCUGAAGAAGAUGGUAGUCUCCCAAAGUUGGAGGGAAUUUUCAACCUCACUCAAUUUCCAGUUCCCUACAAGAUACGCGCCAUCAAAAGAAAAUGA